Leopardus geoffroyi (Geoffroy's cat) is the source of this 2238-nucleotide messenger RNA. RefSeq names its product stress induced phosphoprotein 1 (gene STIP1). The transcript is spliced from 14 exons. Gene Ontology annotation, molecular function: Hsp90 protein binding. Bases 190 to 1821 code for a protein of 543 amino acids. NCBI's taxonomy places the organism in Eukaryota, Metazoa, Chordata, Mammalia, Carnivora, Felidae. The record is from RefSeq and is a predicted model, not a curated record.
GAUGGGCCAGACUUCAAGCCAAUAGUAGGGAAGGAUAGAAAGCCCCCUCGGGGAGCGCGACCAGUGAGCAGGCGAGGAAGGGGCGGGAUCCGGGGGUCCCGGCAGCUUCUAGUAGGUUCCAGAAGGCGGCGCGUGCGGUUGGGAACGCGGAGCGGACGGAGUCGAUUCAACGGGGUUCCGGGCCGGGCUAUGGAGCAGGUAAACGAGCUGAAAGAGAAGGGCAAUAAGGCCCUGAGUGCUGGCAACAUCGAUGAUGCGUUACAGUGCUACUCUGAGGCCAUCAAGUUGGAUCCCCAGAACCACGUGCUCUACAGCAAUCGCUCAGCGGCCUACGCCAAGAAAGGUGACUACCAGAAGGCUUACGAGGAUGGCUGCAAAACCGUGGACCUGAAGCCCGACUGGGGCAAGGGCUAUUCGCGAAAAGCAGCAGCUCUGGAGUUCUUAAACCGGUUUGAAGAAGCCAAGAGAACCUAUGAAGAGGGUUUAAAACAUGAAGCAAAUAAUCCUCAGCUCAAAGAGGGCUUACAGAAUAUGGAGGCCCGGUUGGCAGAGAGGAAGUUCAUGAACCCUUUCAACAUGCCCAAUCUGUACCAGAAGUUGGAGAGCGACCCCAGGACGAGGACACUGCUUGCUGAUCCUACCUACCGGGAACUGAUAGAACAACUGAGAAGCAAACCGUCCGACCUGGGCACGAAACUGCAGGAUCCCCGGAUCAUGACGACGCUCAGCGUCCUGCUGGGGGUCGACCUGGGCAGCAUGGAUGAGGACGAGGAAGUGGCCGCGCCGCCUCCGCCGCCGCCUCCCAAGAAGGACACCAAGCCAGAGCCGAUGGAAGAAGAUCUUCCAGAGAAUAAGAAGCAGGCGCUGAAAGAAAAAGAGUUGGGCAACGAGGCCUACAAGAAGAAAGACUUUGACACGGCCUUGAAGCACUACGACAGAGCCAAGGACCUGGACCCCACCAACAUGACUUACAUGACCAAUCAAGCAGCCGUGUACUUCGAGAAGGGCGACUACAGUAAAUGCCGGGAGCUCUGUGAGAAGGCCAUCGAAGUGGGGCGAGAAAACCGAGAAGACUAUCGACAGAUUGCCAAAGCUUAUGCUCGAAUUGGCAACUCGUACUUCAAAGAGGAAAAGUAUAAGGACGCCAUCCAUUUCUACAACAAGUCUUUGGCAGAGCACCGAACCCCGGAUGUGCUCAAGAAAUGCCAACAGGCGGAGAAAAUUCUGAAGGAGCAAGAGCGGCUGGCCUAUAUAAACCCCGACCUGGCCUUGGAGGAAAAGAACAAAGGCAACGAAUGUUUUCAGAAAGGGGAUUAUCCCCAGGCCAUGAAGCAUUACACAGAAGCCAUCAAGCGGAACCCAAAAGAUGCCAAAUUGUACAGCAAUCGAGCCGCCUGCUACACCAAACUCCUGGAGUUUCAGCUGGCGCUCAAGGACUGUGAGGAAUGCAUCCAGCUAGAGCCGACCUUCAUCAAGGGAUACACGCGGAAAGCGGCUGCCCUGGAAGCGAUGAAGGACUACACGAAAGCCAUGGACGUCUACCAGAAGGCCUUAGAUCUGGACUCCAACUGUAAGGAGGCGGCAGACGGGUACCAGCGCUGUAUGAUGGCCCAGUACAACCGGCACGACAGCCCCGAGGAUGUGAAGCGACGGGCCAUGGCCGACCCCGAGGUGCAGCAGAUCAUGAGUGACCCGGCCAUGCGGCUCAUCCUGGAACAGAUGCAGAAGGACCCCCAGGCGCUCAGCGAACACUUAAAGAAUCCUGUAAUAGCACAGAAGAUCCAGAAGCUGAUGGAUGUGGGUCUGAUCGCAAUUCGGUGAUGACUUCCUCAUCAUCCCCUUCCCUUCGCCCUCGUGUGGAAAGAGGAGCCGGGACCGCGGCCAGCCGCGCCGAGCAGAGGGGAGAGCAGGGGAAAGCGAACGACUUCUGUCUCUAUAUUUAUAUAGACCCACGUGGAAGACACAGAGACUCGUACUCACGUUACUCGCACCGCCGCUGCCUCUGGGCCCUCCCAGCACACGCAUGGUCUCUUCUGCCGCCCUCGGGUUCCGUGUCCCCUUCCCCGCCCUCAGUCGCUGUCUCGGCUGCUCUCCCAUAGUUGGUUAUUUUUUAUUUGGGGCAGUGGGCACGUAUGGGGAGGGGAGGGUGUUCUUCCCGACCUCAGCUCCCAACUGUCUUCACGUUGUUAACUCCACGUGCCCUUCUCCAAUAAAACAAGCCAGUCGGGCGUGGUUAUA